AGUCAGAGCAGGAGGAGGAAAACCAGACUGACUGAAGAUGAGUGGUUUGGAGGAAGAGGAGGGCAGGGCAGAGUCUCCAGGAUCCAGCUGUCUGUCUAUGAAGAGUGAUUGGUCCAAAGGUUUUCCUCCAGACUUCAGUAAUGAAGCGUCAGACUCAAAAGGUCAGCAGCACAGACACACAGCAGAGUCUUCAGUAUCCAGCUGUCUGUCUAUAAAGAGUGAUGAGUCCAAAGGUCUUCCUCCAUUCUUCAGUGAUGAACCUGGACCCCAGUGUGGAGAAAGAUCCAGAACCAGAGCUGGACUGAAGACAGCCAGUCAGAGCAGCUGUGUACAAACAGAUCCUGGUCUGCAGGAGGUUUUAGAGGAACAUAAGAUCAGUCUGAGGAGGAGAUGUGAACGUGUGACUGAAGGAAGUGAUGAAACAGGAAGUAGAACCCUCCUGAACACGAUCUACACUGAGCUCUACAUCACAGAGGGACAGAGUGAAGAGCUUCAUACCCAACAUGAGGUGAGGCAGCUGGAGACAGCUUCCAAGAAGAAGACCCUCCAUGACACUCCAAUCAGGUGCCACGACAUCUUUAAAGCCUUCCCUGACCAACAGAGACCCAUCAGAGUGGUUCUGACCAAUGGCGUCGCUGGUGUUGGAAAAACCUUCUCAGUGCAGAAGUUCACUCUGGACUGGGCAGAGGGCUCGGAGAACCAACAUGUCAGUGUGGUGAUUCUGCUUUCAUUCAGGGAGCUGAACCUGAUCCCAGAUCAGCGGUACAGUCUUCUGGAGCUGCUCCAUGUUUUCCAUCCAACAUUACAGAAGGUCCCAGCAGAGAAGCUCGCUGUCUGUAAACUUCUGUUCAUCUUUGACGGCCUGGAUGAAAGCAGACUUUCACUGGAUUUCACCAACAGGAAGCUCGUGUCUGAUGUCACACAGAAGUCAUCAGUCAAUGUGCUGCUGACAAACCUCAUCGAGGGGAAUCUGCUUCCCUCGGCUCUCAUGUGGAUAACUUCCCGACCUGCAGCAGCCAAUCAGAUCCCUCCUAAUCAUGUCCACAGGUUCACUGAAGUACAAGGCUUCACUGAUGCCCAGAAGGAGGAGUACUUCAGGAGGAGAUUCAGCGAUGAAGAGCUGUCCAGCAGAAUCAUCUCCCACAUGAAGACAUCCAGGAGCCUCCACAUCAUGUGUAGAAUCCCAGUCUUCUGCUGGAUCACUGCUACAGUUCUGGAGCACAUGUUGACUACAGAGCAGGGAGGAGAGCUGCCCAAGACCCUGACUGACAUGUACUCACACUUCCUGCUGGUUCAGACAAAAAGGAAGAAGAACAAGUACCAUGAGGGACAUGAGACGAGUCCACAGGAGCUGAUGGAGACUGACAGGGAAGUUCUUCUGAAGCUGGGGAGGCUGGCAUUUGAACAUCUGCAGAAAGGAAACAUCAUGUUUUAUCAAGAAGACCUGGAGCAGUGUGGUCUGGAUGUGACAGAGGCCUCGGUGUACUCAGGAGUUUGUACAGAGAUCUUCAAAAGAGAGUGUGUGAUCUUCCAGAAACCAGUCUACUGCUUUGUUCAUCUGAGCAUUCAGGAGUUUCUGGCUGCAGUCUACAUGUUCCACUGUUUCACCAAUAGGAAGACAAAGGUGAUGGAUGAAUUCCUGGGGAACAUUUUAAAAGAAAAAAAGCACAGUGACUCAAACCCAACAUCAUUCAAAGAGAAGAUCUUUAGGUUCUUCGGAUUCACUGAUCAGAAUUCAGUGAUCACUGAUUAUCAAGUUAAAGCUCAGUGUUUCCAAUUUCUGGACGUGUUUCUGAGCAGAGUCAUGGAGAAAUCCUUCAAGAGUAAAAACGGCCACCUCGACCUGUUUGUUCGCUUCCUUCAUGGCCUCUCUCUGGAGUCCAACCAGAGACUCUUAGGAGGUCUGCUGGGUCAGACAGAGAACAGCCCAGAAAUCAUCCAGAGAGCCAUCAACAACCUGAAGGAGAUGAACAGUGAUCAAAUCUCUCCUGAUAGAAGCAUCAACAUCUUCCACUGUCUGAUGGAGAUGAAGGACCUCUCAGUACAUCAGGAGAUCCAAGAGUUCCUGAAGUCAGAGAACAGAUCAAUGAAGGAGCUCUCUGAGAUCCAGUGCUCAGCUCUGGCCUACAUGCUGCAGAUGUCAGAGGAGGUUCUGGAUGAGUUGUACCUGCAGAAGUACAACACAUCAGUGGAGGGACGAUGGAGACUGAUCCCAGCUGUGAGGAACUGCAGGAAGGCUGAACUUUCUAACUGUGGACUCUCAGAGACUCACUGUGAAGUUGUAGCUUCUGCUCUGAAGUCCACCCCCUCCCAUCUGACAGAUCUGGACCUGAGUAAAAACAAGCUGCAGGGUUCAGGAGUGAAGCUGUUGUCUGCUGGAUUAAAGAGUCCAAACUGUAAACUGGAGACUCUGAGCUUGAGGAUCUGCAGCCUGUCAGAGAUCAGCUGUGUGUCUCUGAGCUCAGCUCUGAAGUCCAACCCCUCCCAUCUGAGAGAGCUGGACCUGAGUUUCAACAAGCUGCAGGAUUCAGGAGUGAAGCAGCUGUGUGGUUUUCUGGAGAGUCCAGAAUGUAGACUGCAGACUCUGAGAUUGGAGAGCUGCAGCCUGUCAGAGAUCAGCUGUGUGUCUCUGAGCUCAGCUCUGAAGUCCAACCCCUCCCAUCUGAGAGAGUUAGACCUGAGUGACAACAAGCUGCAGGAUUCAGGAGUGAAGCAGCUGUGUGGUUUUCUGGAGAGUCCAGAAUGUAGACUGCAGACUCUGAGUUUGUAUAAAUGCAGUUUGACAAAGAUCAGCUGUUCAUCUUUGGCUGUAGCUCUGAAGUCCAACCCCUUCCAUCUGACAACUCUGUACCUGAAUGGAAACGACCUGCAGAGAUCAGCUGUGAAGCAGCUGUCUGAUCUUGUGGAGAGUCCACACUGUAGUCUAAAGGAUCUGUUCUGGUGUUGAUGAUCUUUGUCCUGAUGAGAGUGAGCAGGACGGUGUGUGUGCUGAGAGAGGAUGAGCUGUGUCCUGAUGAUCCAGAGUCCUCCAUCAUCCCCGUGUGUUCCUCUGGAUCUUCUGAUGAACUUUGUGUCUCCAUUAAAGGACAAAGAAAAGUUAGCUGUAUUUCUGUACAGAAAAUAAGUUUGAUCAUAUUUUUUCUUUCUUAUUAUAAUCGUCUGUAUGUGAUUUGAAUAGAACUUGGUUGUUUGUCCAAAUGCUGAGGUCUGUAACUUUCUCAAUAUUGGACCAGUGAACAGUGGAAAUGUGUCAGUUAUUGCAUCUCUCACCUGUCACUCUGGAGAACAACAUGAACUAAGUGUGCAACAAGUUUAAGGUCAUUAAGUCCAGCUUGGAGAACAUUCAAAGAAGAUUUGAGGCUUUCAUGGUUAAUUGGGGCUGAGAGCGUAGAGGUAAGAGCCAGGACAUCUUUAAUGUGAAGAUCUCUGA
Archocentrus centrarchus (flier cichlid) is the source of this 3430-nucleotide messenger RNA. RefSeq names its product NACHT, LRR and PYD domains-containing protein 12-like. The coding region runs from base 38 to 2947 and encodes 969 amino acids. NCBI's taxonomy places the organism in Eukaryota, Metazoa, Chordata, Actinopteri, Cichliformes, Cichlidae. The transcript has 9 exons. The record is from RefSeq and is a predicted model, not a curated record. Gene Ontology annotation, molecular function: protein binding.